This is a messenger RNA of Seriola aureovittata, 3087 nucleotides long. Its product is annotated as sodium- and chloride-dependent GABA transporter ine. Bases 485 to 2272 code for a protein of 595 amino acids. Gene Ontology annotation, biological process: sodium ion transmembrane transport. The record is from RefSeq and is a predicted model, not a curated record. Gene Ontology annotation, cellular component: membrane. NCBI's taxonomy places the organism in Eukaryota, Metazoa, Chordata, Actinopteri, Carangiformes, Carangidae. The transcript has 13 exons.
GAUGUAAAAAUCUUUGUGUUACAGAAGAGCAGAGAGCUUGUGGAGUGUAUGAGAAGUCAAAAUAAUCAUUUAUUACAAAACAAUUUAAAAGUUAAGUCUUGUCGAUUUUCUUUUCCUGAGAUGUCUUCACAGAUGAUCAUUUUUGACCCUAUGAACAUUAAUCUGUCAAUAAUAUUUAAAAAACAAAGUUGUAUCUAUGUAAAAAAUAGAAUUUCCACACUUAAUAAACAAUGAAUUAAAAAAAAAAAGUUUGUAUUGUGAAUGAAUGAAAAUAAAAAUUCCUCUCUUUUUUUUUCACCAAUUUGCAUUUUAUAUACAUUAUUCUGAGGAGCUUUGUGAUAUCUAUUAACGAAGACAAACUUUUCCCUCUCUGUGAGCCCCAAAGCAGCUGCAUGCUGGAGUGUUUCUGCUAAGCUAAUCAUUAAGGAUAAUAAAAAGGAAGGUUAUAUCACCCAGAGUCACUUAAAUUCCGGUCAACUUUUCCAUGGAGCUUGGGCCAAGACGAGCGACAGUGGUGACACAGGGAGCAGACAUGGAUCAACACCUCAGCAGACCAACAUGGAGCAGGCAGAUAGAGUUCACUCUGGCUGGCAUCGGCUGUGCUGUCGGUCUGGGCAACGUCUGGAGGUUCCCCUAUCUCUGCUACAGGAGCGGAGGAGGUGCCUUUCUGGUACCUUACCUGCUCAUGCUGGUGGUGUUGGGGAUCCCUCUGCUCCACAUGGAGCUGACUGUGGGUCAGUACAUGAGGAGAGGGCCCGUCCACGCUCUGGCUAAUGCCUGCCCUCUGUUAAAAGGAGUGGGCAUGGCAUCAGUGGCAAUCUCCUUCAUCAUGUGCACCUACUACAAUGUUGUGAUCACCUGGGCCCUUUACUAUCUCUUCAGCUCCUUCCAGGCACCGCUGCCCUGGCAGAACUGCAACAACACCUGGAACACACCUAACUGCACCAAUCACGCCACCAACAGCAGCUUCUCCUCCACAGCCAGCCAGGAGUUCUUCAAAUUUAAGAUGCUGGAGCAGACGAGUGGAGUGGAGGAGAGCGGCGUGUUGCGGUGGGAACUUUUCCUCAUCCUCCUCCUGGCUUGGAUCCUCAUUUACCUCUGCAUCUUCAAGGGGGUGAAAUCAACGGGCAAGGUGGUGUACUUCACGGCUCUGUUCCCGUAUGUUAUCCUGAUCGCCCUGCUUAUCAAUAAUGUGCAGCUUCCUGGAGCAUUAGAUGGAAUAACCUUCUUUAUCGUGCCAGAAUGGGACAAGCUGCUCUCAGUGGAGGUGUGGGUGAAUGCUGCAGCUCAGAUCUUUAACUCCAUCGGGAUUGGUUUUGGUUCCCUCUUGGCCAUGUCCAGCUACAACUCCUUCAACAACAACGUUCUGAAGGACACCCUGACUAUAUCCAUCAUCAACUCCCUCACCAGUGUCCUGGCUGGCUUCGUCAUUUUCUCUGCUUUCGGAUACAUGUCUCAUCUGCAGGGCAUCCCUGUCCGCGAUCUGGCUGUGGAUGGUCCAGGACUGGUUUACGUUGUUUACCCACAAGCCUUUGCCAACAUGCCAGUGGCUCAGCUCUGGGCUGUGAUGUUCUUCUUCAUGCUGCUGUGCCUCGGACUGGACAGUCAGUUUGCAAUGGUUGAAGUGAUGGUGACGAGUCUCAUGGAUGAAUUCUACCAACACCUGAUCACAUUUUUCAAGCGGAAGGAGCUGUUUGUUCUUGCUCUUUGUGGUGCAGCCUGCCUUUUAGGAAUUCCUUGUGUGAUGCAGGUGGGAAUCUAUGUUUUCCAGCUGAUGGACCAUUACACCGCCAUAGUGUCCAUCAUGUUCCUGGCAUUCUUUGAGGUUAUAGCCAUCUGUUGGAGUUAUGGUGUGAAUCGACUUUCAGACAACCUGGAGGAGAUGACUGGAAAAAGAGCAAAUAUCUUCUUCAGGCUGUGUUGGCUGAUAGUUGCUCCUGUGCUGAUCACUGUUAUCCUCAUUUUCUCCAUCAUCCAGUUCAGACCGGCCCGCUAUGGGGACUAUGUCUUCCCUCCCUGGGCUCAGGGGGUUGGGUGGGUCAUCGCCCUGGCCUCCAUCAUCUGGAUUCCUUUGGGUGCAAUUCACACAUUGUGGGUGCUGCCUGGCUCAUUCAUGCAGAAACUGAAGCUGUCUUUCACGCCGUACGGCCUGGAUAAGAUGACAAAAAUGCCGUAUUAUGAGAGGGAAGGAAAAGACGGAUGUCCAGUCAUCGCUGUCAUCAGCUCCAACAUGUGUCGACCUGAAAAACCUCCCGUUCAGACAAACCUCUGAUAGCCUACCUCUGUGCUCUGCACAACCAUUAUGUUCACCGUGCCACCAUUAGUGGCAGGUUUUUGGCGAGCUCAAGUUAAUCAGAAACAGUUUGCCAUCAGACUUAAGUCUUGAACAAACAAAAAAGUAUAUUAUAAGAAUUAUUUACGUGAUUGUGAAACGUUUUGCUGCAUGUCUGCCAUGCAGAUAAUUUAAGAUGGAUAUUUUUGUAAGCCUGUGAAUUUAAUUUUGUGAGAUUUUGUUGAACUUUCUGUUCUGACUGUUUUGUUCAUUUUUGCUGUGUUAAGAUUUUGCGACAGAUGUGUUUAGAAUCUGUUAUUGUUGUGUGCAUCUUCAACAUCUGGCCAGCAUUUCCUCUGCUGUCAGCUUCACAGGAUGAGGGAGUGGCACCUCCGACUGAACAGGCUUCACUGUUCUCGUUUGUGGACAUGACUUUGUGAACGGCGCCAUCUUUUGGCCAUGUACUGUACGCUGCUGCAGUCUGAGCGUCGACAAAUCUGUGCUCAUAUACUGUACUUAAAUGUAACACUUACAUCUUAGCUAGUAAAUUAACAAAGGCCCAGUAUUUAAUAUUCACAGAUCAUACAGCUGAAUUUUGUCCUGAACCACUUCCCUUAAAAAACAUAAAGCACUUUGGCUCAAUUCAACAUGGCUGACUCAUUUAUUAGGUCAAAUGCAACAGGGCACUGCUGAUGAAAAUGAUACACGCUGAUGGUAAACAGAUGAGUACAUGGGUCAUGCCACUCUCAUGUGAUGUCAUGUCAGGUGUAAUAAAGACAUGUCACCAAGUCCACAGCUUGUCUCAUCUCUGCAGU